This is a messenger RNA of Fibroporia radiculosa, 1023 nucleotides long. RefSeq lists its product as uncharacterized. The record is from RefSeq and is a predicted model, not a curated record. The transcript has 5 exons. NCBI's taxonomy places the organism in Eukaryota, Fungi, Basidiomycota, Agaricomycetes, Polyporales, Fibroporiaceae. Bases 1 to 1023 code for a protein of 340 amino acids.
AUGCAAAAGACGUCUGCUGCUGAGCAUCUUCGUGACGUCUCGCGUUACACGGUGCAGAGUUCUGACGUUCUUUCGGAUAUGCGCGUGAAUGUGUCGGAGGAAGGGUCAGACAAAGUACUCUGGUUCCUUGCAGAUGAGGAAAUUGUCGACAACUUCGUUGAUAAUGCUACCUCCACAAUCCUAUGGACCAUCCAUCGCCCCAAGCGCGGCUGGUACAUCCGACUACGCACUCCCUCUUUUCCUCCUGGCAUGUUCAUCCCACUACUUCCGCUCCCCAAGACAUCACUCUACCACUCCGACACUGCGCUGACAUUCACAUGCCGAACAAACCCGCCAUCGUACUCACUGAGUAAUUCCCAAUCAGCAGCUGCUGACACUGACUUCGACGCUGUACACUCCUACCCGCCCAGCUCACCUCCAUUGACGCCCACGGUGAUCGUCAGCCCUCCUUCCCCACGUUCCGCGCAUGCAAAGCUCGAAGAGUCGAAGCCUAUUGUUAUCGUACCUUCGAACAAUGCAUCUUCCAAAGAGCCUCAGAGUCCAACUGAGGUCACGCCAUCCUCGCCAAAGCCGGUCUUGAAAUCAGGACGGAAAGAAGCACUACGACCGUCGCCGUUACCACUCACACCUAUGGCGCACUUCCUGCUGAGCCCUGAUGCGACACCCCGUGCCCCACAGUCUGUAACAGGUGUAUCAAUUUUCUCGCGCGUGCUCUCGGCGCUGAAGAGUAGCACACCAUCGCCUUCAUAUUCCUUCACCAUGUCACCCAUUACUACUCCUUCGGCAACUCCGCCAUCUUCUGGAUCGCCGAGGGGCUUGGUACCUCCUACACCCGCUCCGCUGCUGACUUUCCACGAUCGCACGCCUGUUUGGACUGUAUAUGCAAGCUCGGGGUGUAUUGAACUGGACAAGAUGCGAGUCCGUUCCCUUGGUGUGGAGACGAGCUUUUACAUUGCAAUCGCCUUGACAUACCUCGAUUUCUUAUCCGAGAGAGACAGUUAUUUGGCGGCUCUGGGCGAUUGA